AUGCAAUUGGGUGGGUGGGGUGAGUUCCGCCGCGUCCUCGACGGUGCCAGUCUCCGCGUCCCUGUGUCCCUGAUCCUCCACGGCCCCCUCCGAUGCCGUUUUGAUCUUGAACAAGAGGGAUUUCGCGUCCGAGACGGUAAGGCCCGGUACAUUCCCUCUCAGUGCCAUGGCGGCGCGAAGCGGGGAGAGCUGGAAAUCCUCUGCAAUGAAGGACACAUUGUCUUUCAAAACACCGUUCGCAAAGUUACCGGUUGUUCUCGGCACGGCACGGGGACAUCGCCGCCCCACGUCUCUGGCACGGACUCGCGCUUUUCUCUCUGUGAUCAAUCUCUCACCUCGGAACAGUUCCCAUGCUUCACCAACGGAGUAGACGCCGAGAUCUUCUUCGAAUUGAUGACGCACAGCAUCCACCCGUUCAUCGUCCCCGUCCAGCACAUCGUGGAGACACGUCGCGAGAGCCACGACAUCAGACUAUAGACGCAGCAGAGAAUUAAAUAAACCCCGAGUGAAGGCGAAUGGCUGCAAGUGCACCAUGGCGCAUUUGCAUGGUUGGAAGCCACAAAGCAUGAAAAGACAUACCGCAUCAUUUGGACUUCGUAUCAGCUGGUCUCGAGGGUCUCCAUCUUCCGCAGUGUCCUCCAGGGCGACAUCUAUAGCGGCCAUUUACUCGCCACUCCUACCCGAAAGUAACCUAUCUUCUAUGUAAUCAACGCUAAACGCUGAAGUUGGGUAGGUAUGUAAUACUAUUGUAAGAUUAUCGACUGUG
This is a messenger RNA of Volvox carteri f. nagariensis, 766 nucleotides long. RefSeq lists its product as uncharacterized. The transcript is spliced from 2 exons. NCBI's taxonomy places the organism in Eukaryota, Viridiplantae, Chlorophyta, Chlorophyceae, Chlamydomonadales, Volvocaceae. The record is from RefSeq and is a predicted model, not a curated record. Bases 1 to 477 code for a protein of 158 amino acids.